AUGUCGGAUGAACCCAGCGAUACUCCCGCAGAAACCUCUCAGGAGAUGAACUUAUCAGAAGGUGAUGCCCAAAUGCCUAGCGAAGAGGCACCUGAUGUAGAAAUGAUGCCCGCUAAGACAGAAUCGCCCAGCCAGGCUGUCGAGGUGCCAAGUGAACAGAGUCAGGGAACUUCUGAGCUCACGGAAAGAACUGAAGGUGUAAGAUUUUCAGAAAAAGACAUCCUGGUGCCAACCAGCUCUUCUCCAGAUCCUUUGGAAGUUUCUGAAGGCACCGUCUUACCCACUGAAACUGCAGCGGAUGAAGGAUCUGCGCGAGAAGGAAAGCAACGGCGGGUCCCCUCGGGCUUGCACCCCAAAAAGAAGUCCUCUGUGAAAGUCUCAAAAUCCACCAGCAGAGCUCAGAAAGGCAAGCAAGAGGGUCACACGCCGAAGGACGUCACGGCCAGGUCUUCGAGGGAGAAAGAAGAGCAGCGAUUCUCCCACGAAACCGUUGUGAAAGUGGAAGCCCCUGGAGAAGAAGUCGAAGGACCUGGGAAAGACCGUGUGGAAGACCAAAGGCCCAGCGAAGAGGAAGGCCUCACAAAAGAACCAGACGCUGGACGAAGCCAAGACGAGAGGCUGGCACCAGAAGCGGAAAUGACGGUCCAGGGGGAUUUAGCACAGCGCCCUGCCACUUCUGCUUCUAGUGGUGCCAGAGAUACCCCAGAAGCAGAAACGAUGCCCCAGCGUCCCAUCAGUCAGGAGAGCGAGGCGAGCCAGGAACUUGCUGGAACAAGACGAGAAAAAGAAAGCGCCCUUAGCAGAAGCCACCCGGGAGAUGCUGCCGGGGAGGCCAGCCUGGCUCUCCAAGCCAAGGAGGAAAGUCUCAGCAGGCAAACGAGUACUUUAUCUUGGGUCUUCGGCUAUAACAGCAGACUCCCGGUUUUCAACCUAAUGGAUGAAGACUAUAGGGUGAUUUUGUACGCCUCCUCCCACACUGCGGUGAUCCAUGACCUCCAAAGGAACAAGCAAUACUACCUCCAGGGACACUCGAGUUGCAUAUCUUGCCUCUGUGUGAGCGAAGACAGAAGAUGGAUAGCGACAGCCGACCGAGGUCCCGAGAGUUUGGUGAUCGUCUGGGAUGGCUACUCCGCGAUUCCCGUGCACACGAUAUUCGACAGCCACCCGGAAGGCGGAGUCGGCGCCAUUGCAAUUUCCCACGAUUCCAGGUUUUUGGCUACCGUCGGUGCCGGAGCAGUGCAGAAAGUUUGCAUUUGGAAGUGGACCUCUCCUGAAAAAAAGCCUGUUUGCAGCGUAGAGCUCCUGCCUCAGUAUGGGUUUCAGGGCCACAUUGCAUUUAGUUCCAGGAACCACUGGGAGCUGGUCAGCAACAGCACCACACAAGUCAUAUUCUACAAGUGGGAAGGCGACAGUCUACAGUGCCACGCCCCCCUCCUGACAGACAGGACAUUCAACAAGGCUGUGGGGAUCUUUAGCCAAUCCCUCUUCCACUUCAGCACCGAACAAGCGGUUACCGGAACACUGGAAGGGAAGCUGGUGGUCUGGGAUGUCACAAUCGUGCCCUCCAAGUCCACUGCCUUGUGCGUCAAGCCCUACAACAUGAAAGCCGUCAAGCUCGUGAACUUGCAGAGAGAUGGGAUCACCGUCCUGGCUGUCGUGGACAAAACUAUUGUGAUCUGUGACGUCAAAGGCCACGUCAAAUUCUACGACGGAUCCCUGCAGCUUCUGCAUUGGUACAACCAGCUCAAACUGGGACCCAUCCGGUCUGUUUCCUUCUCCAAGACACCGGUGUGCCCCUUGAACGCCUCCCAGUUCCCCAGUUCUUGCACCUUAACAGGCCAGCCCUUAAUUGUCAGGAACUUUAUCCUCUCCACAUCCGAUGGGCUGGUGGUCCACGUCAUGACCGAGGGGAUGAAACUGACCAAGUGCCUGGAGGAGCCCAAAGGUGCCGUCCACGCCAUCGCCUGCCACCCGACCAAGCCUCUCCUGGCCAAGGGGAGCGCCUGCGGGCUCCUGAAGGUGUGGGACUACGAGCUAGAGAAGUACCUCGUCAGCCGGAUCUUUAAGGGGCACAGUAUCUGGAGCGUCUGCUACAAUCACGAUGGAUCCUUGCUGGGAGUUGGAUUCGCUGAUGGAACCGUCUACAUCCUGGAUUCGAUAUCCUUGGGAGACGACUCUUCGGAGCCUUUCAAAUACUCAUACGCCAAAGGCGCAGUCAUUCAUAUGAGCUUCUCGCACGAUUCCCGGUAUCUUGCAACUGCAGAUGACAAAAUGUCAGUAACUAUUUAUAAACAAGUCAUUGAAGAGGAGAAGGAGGAGUGGGAGCGUCUGGCAGCGCUCCGUUCCCAUUACAAGCCCAUCCGCACCAUCCUCUUCGGAGUGCACUUGGACAGCGAUAAGCCCCGCCUCUUAACCCUGGGAGAGGACCGGCUUUUGGUGGAAUAUGACCUGGAGAACAGCGUCAAAGACGAGCUGGUGGUUCUCCGAAGGGAGCGCAUUGAGCAGAGCGCAGUCCCCAAAUAUAUCACCUGGUACCCUCCGCUCACAAAGGAGUAUUUCUUCCUGACUACCAAUGAUCAGUACAAAAUGAAGAUUUAUAACGUGACCACAAAAAUGUGCAGAAAGACUGUUCUGGGACCAACAUACGGCUCUCCCCUGGAGAAGAUUCAAGUCCUUCCACCCAUAGAGGGCUACAAUCCUGAGAAACGAUACCUGGCCUACAUCACAACAGACAAGGUCGGGCUGCAGAUCUUGCCUGUCGAUGGGAACCCGCACAGAUCCUCGGCUUUCAUUUGCCACCCAGCAGGUGUCUCCGACUUCGUCUGUUCCUACGGAGGCCAUCACAUCUUCACAGCGGGGGGCAACGACUUGAGCGUAAUGAAAUGGGACGUUAAUUUAAACGUUCUGGAAGCGGCGGUUUCUCUGGGAGGGAAGGACUUGAUCCCGUUCUACAACCUGCUGGACGGUGGCAGAGAGGGCGAAUUCUUCAGGGAGCUGGAAGACUAUUUUUACUAUGCACAGCUGCGUCAUCAAGGCAUCGACACCAUGGAGCCACGAAAGGUGUCGACACAUAUUCCCUUGGAGCAGAUUCCUUUUGUCAUGCGAGCGAUGGGAUUCUACCCAUCGGAGGAGCAGAUCGAAAACAUGCUCAACGAAGUCAAAUUCGGUGAAUAUCUUGAGACUGGGAAGCAGGUGACGGAGAUCAACUUGGGGGACUUCAUCAAACUCUACAUAAAUCACCGGCCGGCCUUCGGGCUGUCCGUUAGAGAAAUCGAGGCCGCCUUCCAAGUGCUGGGCUACGAGAAUGAGAAGCAAGAGGCCUGCCUGAGCCGGAGCGACCUGCUGCUCUUGCUCCAGCAGAAAGGGGAGCAUUUCACGGAAGAGGAGCUGGCGGAGUGCCUCACCACGCUGCUGGGCAUGAACCCCGAGGGAGGGUCUUCGGAGGGGGGCACCUACGAUCCCGAAGGUGCGGAGGCCUUUAUUGAGGAAGGAAUUCCAGAGGAAAUUCCAGCAACGCAUUUUGUGGCAGAAAUAUUGGGCUUACCUAUUCCCGAACCAGCAUUAACAGGGAUGGAAAAGACGACCGAAACCCAGAGCAGUGACCUGUCAACCAAGUCUUAA
Molecule: messenger RNA, 3621 nt
Organism: Gekko japonicus
Lineage: Eukaryota; Metazoa; Chordata; Lepidosauria; Squamata; Gekkonidae
Gene: CFAP251
Product: WD repeat domain 66
Exons: 21
Coding region: 1-3621 (1206 amino acids)
Cellular component (GO): sperm flagellum
Molecular function (GO): protein binding
Source: RefSeq, a predicted model, not a curated record